AUGGUCUUGGUUGUUCAUGAAAUCUGGAAGCCCACUACGGGAAAUUGGGUUUCUAAUGUUGAUGAUGUUGAACAAAUUUAUAGUGUGUCUUUGCAACAAUAUAUGACAGUACUGCCUCAUGAUUCAAUUAUGGUUGCUAUGGUAACACGAACCUAUCAAGUACUGGUGCAUAUACGUACUAUUCCAGUAGAACGUAUUUUAGAACUUAUUAAGAGAAAGCUAUCUCUAGCAAAGGCUGAGGAAAAACGAGAUGCGAUAUUUGGUCAGUUAUUUGCAUAUACAGCACUUGUGCGUUCAGGAAGACUUGCUGAUAAUAAUCAUUUGCCAGAAGUAGUUUUGUCCAUCUAUGAACUUUGCCAAGAGAAAAAUUAUAUAAUGAUUGCUUGUUAUGAGCUCACUAUUAAUCUUUUCACUCAGUUAUCAAAAGAAAUUUUCAAAGAAAAUGUUUGGCCUCAUUUAAAGAAGAAGAUAUUUUCUGGUUUGGAAAAUCAUUCUCCUGAUUCUAUAUGGCUACUUCUCUUAUGUCUGCGAAUGUUUCCUGAAAUAAUUGAAAGAUAUUUAACAAAGCAUUGGGGAAACUGUGAUGUGUUCUCCCCUGAAAAUUUAGAGCAUCAUAAGAAUAUGAUGAGACAAACUGGUGCUUUGCUUCCACAAUUACAUCCGUAUUGCUUAGAAUUUUUAGCAUUGGUUAAGGAAAGAAAGGAUAUUAAAGAAAUUUGGAUUCCAGUUGUUGAUGAAAAUUUAUUUGAUAUUGCUCACCAUGAACAGAGGGUUUAUGUUGGGUUUGAAAUGAUAAAAAAAAUGCUGCAAACAACUGAAAAAAAGAAAGUGAUUAAAUGUGUUUUAGCUCCUAAAUUUUCUUUAAAGUUUAUGAAUGUUUACAUGCAUCCAAAACAUGUGUUGAAUCCUGCAGCUGAGAAGAUGGCUGCAUUUUUAUGUGAUUAUGCAAAGAAAAAUUCUACUCCUGAGAUACAGAUAUUAAUUUUAAAGACUUUUCUACAAAUGCCUAGCACAGUGUUAUUAGAUCGAAUUCUAAAGAAGAAAGACGUGUCUGAAUUAAUUCAAAAUCUUCUACCUGAAGCAGUCAAGGAGUUUUGUGAACUAUUAAAAACUGUUGUUUUGAAUCAAGAAAAUGAAAACAUUGAAGGGGAAAGCGUUGCAAGUUCUAAAUAUUUCUAUGCAGUAGUACAAAUUGGGAAUUUGCUGUCACAUCCUGUAAUGAUUGGUGAUAUUGAAUGGAGACUGAACAUUAUGAAAUUUUUAUUCUUGCAUUCUUUUUUCGAUAUUAAAGUGUCUUGUGAAGAUAUAUUGCAUUGUGAGCAUGCAUGCGGUGCAGUUCCAGACAAGCUGAGAGAGUUCUUUGUCAGUAGUUUCUAUAAGUCUUUCUAUUCUCUAUCUCACACAUCAAAAAAUCAGCGAACCCCUCUUCACCAGUUUUUGGAGUAUCUUUUAUCACUUGCUGAGUAUGCUGAUCAACUUAUAGCUGCAAAUGAAAAUGUAUCCCCUGCUUUCCCUAUUGAAAAGAUCCAAGAGGCAUGGAAACACAUGAAAUCUGUAGUACAUAAACUAAUUAAACAAGACAAGAAAGAAAAUAUCCAUGAAGCUAAAAUUUUUCAAACACUUCUCUUGCAAUUAGGAUUUCACUUGUUUCAUGACCCUCAGCAUAUUCCUGAAGCUUUAGAGGAAUUAAACAUAUGCUGCAAGAAAGCUUUGAAAGCUCAAAAGCAGCUAGAUCAAACUGCAGAUGAGGAAAAUGAACCUCCAUGGAUUGGGGUUGUUGUUGAUGUGCUAUUAUCUCUCUUAUCAAAUUCCUCUCAUCAUGUGCAUCGACUCAUCAUUUCUGUGUUUCCAUUACUGUGUCCUUUCAUAACAAAAGAAGCUUUGCAAGUAGUUCUAGAUGUUAUCAAUCCACAAAAUCCAAGCCAAGAAGAGAUGGAAAUUGAAUCUGGAGAAGAAAAUGAGGAAAUAGAAUUUGUAUCCGAAAGCAGCAGUGAUGAAGAAGUAAGUAACACUGACAAAGUUGAUGAGGAAUUCAGAGAAAAAGUUAAAAGUGCUCUUGGUUCUGCUGCUGAACCUGAUGGAAGUGAUGUAGAAUCUGUUGUUCUCACUGAUUCUGAGAUGUUUCAGCUAGAUGAAGCCCUUUCUAAAGCUUUUCAGAGUAGCAUGAAACUUGGUCACACGCAUAUGAGUUCUGAAGAUAAAGCAAUGUAUUCUUUUAGGAUAAGGUGCUUAGACCUAAUUGUAACAUAUUUAAAAUCUGAGCCACCCAUGCAUUUAGUUUUGCAAUGCAUUGAACCUGUUUUAGCUGCAUAUGAAUUUGGGCAUACAGGUGAACAUCAGAAACAACUCCAACUGAAAGCUGUUUCAACAAUUCAAGUCAUGGCAAAGUUAAGGAAGUUUCAAGAUAGCAAAGGUGUUGAGAAAGGAGAAUUAAAGCAACUUUUAGAUGUCCUAAUAGCCAAAUGUCAUAAAGAAAAUAAUUUGACAAUAGCUACAAAGAUAUAUUCACUCUGUGUUUUUCUGGUAUUAUGUUUUAGAAAGCUGGAAAAAGAAACUUCUGCUGAAAAGAAGAAACCAAGAAAACUUCCUGCAUAUAUGAAAAUGUACUUAUCCGCAUUAGAUACAUUUGUAAAAGGAAAAAGCAGUAUGCUACCACUUUUUUUUGUAGCAGUCAUGGAUGCUUGCCCUGAUGUAGCAUGGGAUUUUAUUGAGCCCUGCAUAACCUAUGCUCUCCAUAGUGAUAUUAGAAUGUAUAAAAGAACUCAAUGUUUGGGUCUUAUUUCUGAAGCUUUAAAGUUUGCUAAGAGUCAAAAAGAUGUAAGUUCAGAUCAGUGGCUUGAAUUAGGAAAUAAGUUAAUUCCUGCAGCUGUAGAGGGUCUCAGAAUAGCUCUGACAGAUUUUGAAAUAAAACCUUCUCAUAUAACAGAACUAUCAAAUGUUCUUUAUAUGACAGAUAAGCUUGUUAAAGAAAAGACAAAAAAG
Molecule: messenger RNA, 2982 nt
Organism: Stegodyphus dumicola
Lineage: Eukaryota; Metazoa; Arthropoda; Arachnida; Araneae; Eresidae
Gene: Mybbp1A
Product: MYB binding protein 1a
Biological process (GO): regulation of DNA-templated transcription
Cellular component (GO): nucleolus
Molecular function (GO): RNA binding; transcription factor binding; transcription corepressor activity
Source: RefSeq, a predicted model, not a curated record